ACAUCUAUUUCAACUGGUGUCAGGCAGCCUCGCAGGAGUCGUAGGUCGCAGGCUGGUUCAGCCACUUCAGCCCAUGCUAGUCUUAACCUAAAAAAAAUAAAUUUUGAUGCUCGAAUAAGUAGGUUAUGGAAGGCAACGAAAAUGUAGUAGUAGAAGAGCAAAUGCAAGUGGACGAGCAAGACGCGGAAAAUCAACGUGAAGAUGAAAACACUGCCAAUGAUGUGCAAAAUAACGAGGAGACUAAUAUCUCAGCUGAAGGGUCACAACAAACAAAUACAGCCAGCGUGAACUUAGAUGUUUUGAAUGUGGACGAUGAUCAAGCAUGUUCAAUAUGCCUGGAGCAAUGGACCACUUCAGGAGAGCAUCGCUUGUGCUGUUUGCGCUGUGGACAUCUGUUUGGGCAUAGUUGCAUUCUGAAAUGGUUACAGCAUUCUUGCAACAGUACAAAUCGUCGUUGUCCACAAUGCAAUAAGAAAGCUACCAUGAAACAUAUUAGGAUGUUAUAUGCGAAAAAACUGACAGCAGUUGACUCUACUGAAUAUGAGAAGCUAAGAAAGGACUUGAGUAACAUAUCGGCUGAAAAGAAUCGUUUACGGACAGAAUUGUCGCAGACUAGCAUUCGUUUGAAAUUAUACGAGGACCAGAUAGCUAGCAUGAAAAAACGUAUUACUGAAUUGGAAAGUCAAAACUUAAGAAUCAAUAUUGAUACUGGUCAGGGUACUUCCAGUGUCCCUACUUCAAGGAAGUUUCAUUUAGAACAAUCUAUAGAAAUCUGUAAGGAGGGUAGCUGCCGCGUCUUAGAUUAUAAUCCAUGGUACAAACUCCUGGCUGUUUCUCAGAAAUCAACAAACAUGCUGUUCAACGGAUAUGGCAUAAGAAAGUUGGAUUGCGAAUGUUUUAAUUUACGGCAAAUAACUGUCUUACAUACUCAGGCUAUAAGAGAUGUGACUUUUCACUCUACCCAACAAACAAUUCUUCUUAGUGUUGGCUUUGAUAAAUGUGCAAAGCUAAUGGACAUCCAAAAUAAUACAACAAUGCACACAUACCAAACAGAAUAUCCACUUUGGAGUUGUUGUUGGUCAGGUGAUAAUCCAUAUGUUUUCCUAACUGGUGCACAAAAUGGAACUAUAAGUCAAUUUGAUAUUAGACAAACUUCUUGUGCUAUUAACAUCUUGGAGAGUAAUGGUGAUAGAUCACCAGUUGUAUCAAUGGCAACAAUACCGCCAAAUCCUGGUAGUGGUAUCAGCAGAGGUGGAUUUAUAGCAUGUCAUUUGAAUACAUGUUAUACAUAUGAAAUUAAAGACACCACUUAUCUUUCCAAACAGAUGUUUAUAGAGGGUCCUUUCGUCUCAGUGCGCUAUGAUGAAAAAAAUCAUCACUGUCUCAUAUCAUCUCGUCCUAAUUCUAGACAACCAAAUGCAAGACACAUAGUAUGUACUAUUGAAAGGAAUACGCUAAAUGAAGAAAUAGUUACAUAUAAUGCUGUACAUACAUUCCAAGGUGGUAAUUCUCAACAACUUUUGUCUCGACCAUGUUAUUUAUCUGUGGAAGACGAUACAUUGGUAUCAGCAUUCAUAGAAUCAAGUGGUAGUAUAUCAUUAUGGAGUAUAGCAAAUGGCCAAAAGUUACAUAAUCUCCCUGUGUCAGAUCCUAUUAGGGAUCUGUGUUCAUUUAACAUCAACAAUAACUUAUUUUUAACAAGUCUUUCUGAAAAGAAACUUAGACUAUAUAAUUACGGACAAUUAACAUAAAUGUAAAAUACAAAUGUACAAAAUGAUACUUUGCCUCGUUAUUGUGCAUAUUUGAUACAACAGAACACAAUGAUAUCUCUUGAUGAUGUAUUUUUGUAUACAUAUGACAGACUGACCUCUUUGAAAUUGUCAUAUAUAUAUAUAUAUAGAUUUUGAUUGAUAUAAAAGGAGAAAUAUAUAUACAUUUAAAAAACCA
Molecule: messenger RNA, 1947 nt
Organism: Monomorium pharaonis (pharaoh ant)
Lineage: Eukaryota; Metazoa; Arthropoda; Insecta; Hymenoptera; Formicidae
Gene: Rfwd3
Product: E3 ubiquitin-protein ligase RFWD3
Exons: 3
Coding region: 126-1751 (541 amino acids)
Biological process (GO): interstrand cross-link repair; protein ubiquitination
Cellular component (GO): nucleus
Molecular function (GO): protein binding; ubiquitin protein ligase activity
Source: RefSeq, a predicted model, not a curated record